Molecule: messenger RNA, 9417 nt
Organism: Pseudophryne corroboree (corroboree frog)
Lineage: Eukaryota; Metazoa; Chordata; Amphibia; Anura; Myobatrachidae
Gene: FAM222A
Product: family with sequence similarity 222 member A
Exons: 4
Coding region: 1253-2575 (440 amino acids)
Source: RefSeq, a predicted model, not a curated record
GCCUGUCAGUUCCCGACGUGCAGAGCAGCUGAGAGGAAGCUGCUGUGGAGGGAGCUGGUGCAGGGGCGCAGGAGCAGCUUAUCCAUCAGUCUCUGCACGAUCGGUCCUUUCCCCUUCCUUGCUCCCCUGUGUCCCCCCUCUGCGCCUGGCGGGGAAUCUGGCACAUGAAGCUCCCACAAGCCUCAAUGUCUCCGAGAACGAAGCUGCUGCUACCAGACAUCUGAGAGCCAAGCCAACGGGAUCUAACCCACAGGAGAGGAUUAAGUGGAUGUUGCAUGGUGCAUAUCCUCCUUAUGCUGCACUGAGGCUCGCUCACUGGGGUCACAGCACAUUUUGCACUUCUUUCUCUGUCGGUAAUAUUUAUUAUCUGCAGCAAAAUACACCACUGGAUACGUGAAAGGCUUGCGGCUCCUUACCUUUGGGGAAUAUACAUCUAUAUAUUUUGCUUUUUUGUCAUUUCUGCUGGCCAAUUGAUUUGUGUGGAGUUUACAAGAAUGGUAACAAAGACAUUAUUCUUCCGUGCAUGUUAAUAUUUGAAUUCAUUUUUGUAUUGUUUUUUGCUCUCUAAUAUAUAUUUUCUGCUGUCAUCGUGAUAUGAAAACGCUGCCCCUGAGGCUUGAAAAUAAAUUGAAUUUUCACUGCUAAGAAGAAAAAAAUAAAGAUUAAUAAGACACGGAGGCUCUGAUCUUUCAAGAAUUGGAGUGGUCCUGUAUUUUUUAAUUUUUUAUAUACAGCUGAUUUGUUCUCUUAAUUUGAAGGGUUUCUCUGAUCAGCCUGGAAAAUAUUCUAUUGAAGCUUUAGAUCCUUUUAUUUGUAUUUAUGGUUUAUUUGAUGCCUGGAUUAAUCCUACCAACUUCAGCUCAAUGCAAAAACAAUACAUGACACUUAAGAUUAUUAAUGUUUUGUAAAGACUUGUAUCAGCCUAAACUCUUUUUAUGUUGAUUCACAUCUCAAGGCUUUUUGUUCUUUUUUCACUGUCGUUUGCUGGAAGAUUAAGGGUUUUAAAGGAGCAAUUUUAAAGACCUUAUGGCUUGGAUUGUGUUUUAGAGUCUUACAAAGACUUUUUUUUUUUCUGGAUCAAAGGCACUAAAGCAGAAAAAUACUCAAGAUUUAUGAGCAGUGAUUCUCAGAGUUGAUUGCACACAAGCCAUAUUGCAGUCUCAUUCAGCGGCUGUCCAUGGAGCACUGUGAUCUUUAAUUAUGAUCAUACUUGUGUGACCAUCUGCCUAGGUGACCAUAAGCUCCUGUAACUAUGUUGGCCUGUCUUCAGAGAACACAGAAUCCUCCAGUAAAGCACCUUGUAUGUGCAAAUAAGGGGCUGGAACCUCGAAAGUGUGAAACCGUUACACCAAUGCAGACCACAAGAUAUCCAAGCCCUGCUGAAUUAGAUGCCUACGCACAAAAAGUAGUUAACAGCCCACUGACUAUCAAGAUCUUCCCCACAAACAUCAGGGUUCCCCAGCACAAGCACCUAAAUCGGACUGUAAAUGGUUAUGACACAACAGGUCAACGUUACAGCCCUUACUCAAUACACACAAGUGGCUACCAAGGCCUGCUUGCUAUUGUGAAAUCUUCUAGUAAGAGUGUUGUAAAAAAUGUAGAGGGAAAACGGACUAAGAUUUCUUCUGCACAGGUUGGCAUUGCUCCCUACCCGAUGUCAAGCACUUUAACACAAGGUCAACCUUGCAAUGGACAAUUGAGUUAUCUUAUGAAUCAGAAGCAGUUGGAUGCACCAGUGCCACCCAAUGUAACAGUGGCAACAUCAGUCAUUCCUUUAGCAGGUAGAAAUUUAAUACUCCCACAGUCCAACCUGCCCUCUAUUCAGAGCAUAAUUUACCAGAUAAACCAACAGUGCCAGGCUCAGGCUUCUCACCAGGCUUGUCAAGGAGUAGUAGUUACUAAUUCUAGCCCAGCUAAGCAAGGGAUUGCCAAUGGUUUUACUGCUAUGGCCGGUGGUACUGUGGCUUACACAGGCACUGUCCUGCAAGACUGUAGAGGAGGCACUGAGUUGGCAUUGGGGUCUGCCCCAAUGAUAAGUAAAGCUGGAUCUUAUCAGGAUGGAAUGGACUACCUUAUUUGGCAACAGAAACAGCAGCAACAACUCCGGAUCUACAGUGGAGGCAGUGGUGGAGGAGGCGCUGUUAGCAAAUCACCGGAAGUUUGCCCUGGAGUGUCACGCCCUUAUACUCUUGCUAGUGCCGUUGAGAAAGUCAGCUCCUCCCCAUUGAACUGUGUUGGCAUGCAUGGUAAUUUUUCUGUUGGGCAGUACUUUGCCCCUCCAUGGAACAGUAUCUUGGUCACUCCCACCAGCGACUGUUACAAUCCCCAGGAACUUGCCAAUGGUCACAGGGAUUUGGGAGUGCACCCAUCUGAUGGACUAACCAGUAUCCCCAGCAAGACCCUUUGCAAUACCUCUAUCCUUAGCAGUAGCCUUCAGUCUUUGGAGUAUCUCAUCAAUGACAUUCACCCUCCCUGUAUUAAGGAGCAAAUGCUUGGCAAGGGCUAUGAAACAGUGUCUGUGCCAAGGCUUCUUGAUCAUCAGCAUGCCCACAUCCGUCUGCCCAUCUACAGAUAAAGUUACUUGCUCUUUUCUAUGUAAAGGUGGCCAACACUGGUUCUGUACACUAGGUUCUGCUACUUAGCCUAAGAAGGCAUGUUUUAUAAGCAAAGAGGCUGUAGGAAAUCUUCACUCCUUUAAAGCCUGAGUUCAUAGCAUUACGAGUCCUUCUGACAGCAAAACGGUUACUGUUUUUUAUUUCAGGUAGGGCUGCCUCUGCUCAUUUGGCGCUUUAUUUUUUUUCUGGCAAGUGAAUGGGAGAUAAAAGCUCGAUCUAAGCAAAAGUUAUUUUCCCCCAGUCUUAUGCCAUUACCGUGGAAGAGCUAUUGGUUAAACCUAUUCUGAAUGCUUGAUUUAAUUCUCCAAUUUAUUUUAUUGCUGAUUUUAUAAAUCCAUGAACUCCUGAUAUUUGUUUUCAGAUCUACAAAUUAUAGUCUGAAUGCAGCAACAUUUCUCACAUUUGUGGCAAAAAAUGAAAGUUAGCACUAGAGUAGGUAUUUAUUAUUGUGAUAAAUCAGAGGAUGGGUCUUUUUUUAUUUUACUUGUUUAUCCCCAUCAACUGCCAAUAAGUCUGAUCUCAUUGUGUAAGUGGGCCAGAUCAUCACUAAAAAUUCAAAAUGAUCAUUUCUAGAUUUGACAUCACCUGUCGCCAUAAAGUAACAUUCUCUAAUCCUAACAUGUUAUAUUUUUUCACCUGGAGUUUCUUCAUUUGUUGGCUAUGAAAGUGUAAUUACUGAAGCUGUAUCUUGUCUUUAGUCAGCACACUUCUUUACUUGUCACUCUUUGAUAUUUUCAAGAUACUCAUUUAAGUGAGGUUUAUUCCUCAGACAUCUUUCAAUACUAUAAGGGCCAUUUUGUCAGAUACACUGUCACAUGUUAAAGAAGAACCCCACUGAAAAUUAUAUUUUUUUGGUAAAAUCUAUCUCCCCCAAAUAGCUGAAAUAUAGGAGUACCGUAUCUAACACCCCACUCUGCUCUCUGCUCCCACUUGGCCUUGAUCAAAGGUUAAGGCUGAACAUACUCCAAUAAAUACUGGCAGUAGGACAAACUUUUAAUAAGGCGCCAUAAGAUUGGGCUCUCGGGAAUGAUGGGAUGCCAGACACCAGUCGCCCACAGUGCUGCUAGCUGCCGGAAAUAAGUUAUACAGUUAAAAUAAUUCUUUAAGGGUCCAUCCACAUCCCCAUAAUUGCCACAUUCAUCUGUGACUCUUGUGUGAUUGGCAGUUUCUUCCAAACCAAAUAAAGCAUGGUAUAUUGUUAGCUGUAAAAUAAAGGACACAUUAAUGUGACCUAAAGAACUACUAAGCCAAAAAUACAAGUUGCCUUCUAUAAAAGAGCCACUAGGAUCACUCACAGAUAUAUAUGCACAUUUUUUAGGUGCAUAUCAGAAUAUUACGUGAUGUGAUCAGAAGGGAACAUUUUGGCACAAUAGCAAUGAAAACAUUUUGCUUAAUUUGAAGGGAAAUGCAUAUGCUAGACGUACAUGUUGCUAUCUCAUUAGGGUUAUGUCUGCCUCACAUUUACCUGUCCUAAGCCAUCUUCUACAGAGCUUUGUUGUGAGAGAAUUCUCACAUUGUUAAGGCUGAAAGGUGGUCUUUGGGACAUAAGAGAAUUAUGGGAUAAAGUAGCUACAAUACCAUUGUAUGGCAUUGUCAUAAACUCACUUUCAUAAUGAGACACACACACACACACACACACACACACACACACACACACACACACAUUCCAGGGAGCCCAAUUAAUGCAUUAAUGCAGUUGUAUGCUAACCAACCACACAUACUGUUAGAUCUUGUUCAUCCAAGCAACUGUCCCGGUCACUGGUGCUUGUUUUGGGCCCAUAUGUGAAGCAUUUGCUGACAAUGUGGUAUAAAGCUGCUGCAUUGUGCUGUGUAUACCACUACAAAAACUAGCACAGUAGUCUUAAGGUGUUUUUGGGAAGACACUCAGGUCACACUCAUGGACACCGAAGUGGCUGAUAACAGAAAACAACUGCAUAUUUAAAUACAAUCUCAGCUCUGUUAUGGUAUAGAAACAAUCCUAUAUCUCUGUCUUAUGCGUAAACAUUUUUAUGUUGGAUCAACUUGUAUUUUAGUGCUAGUGGCCCUUUAAAUGUGAUCCCUUUAAUAGAUUAGCAUAUUGGAAAUCGUUGUAAUGCUGGCCACUCACUGCGUUAUCUCAGCCGAUUUCAGGGAAUUGGCCUGAUAUUGCAAUAUGUGUACCACAAAAAACAUAACGCAACGCCUGAUAAUCACUUUAAAAUUGACUGGAUCACUUCUGACAUGUAGGUAAAUAUGGUUAGAAAAUGAGCAUUAUUGGCCUGGUGCCACCUAACCGGCCUUGAAGUGAUCCUACCAUUCAGCCCUAGGUACCAAAUGGCCAGGUCUAGUCCAGCUUGGCCACCAACUUAAUCUGCUCUUAGACCCGGCUACAUGCUAUAUGUGUGACCAGCUUAUUGUACUUAUACAUUUACCAGGUAAAGGGAGCCUAGUGCCUUGAAAGCUUGCAGUGACUUUCAGUAUACAUUGCUUUUAAAUCACUAAUACUGCUUUCUUUAUAUUUUCUUUGAAAUGCUAAUACAUAAGGUAAAUCACAUACACAUAUAUCUUGCAGGACAAUAUCUUAGUUAAUGAGCUCUAAAGAUUAGUAAAAAAAAAGUAACGUAUACAAAGUAAUGGUUACGAAUACAGGUACAUAAAUACAUUUACAUGUUAACCCCACGAAGUCUUGGAAAUAGCACUGGAAUGCACUGUCCUUUCAUGCUCACACCUUAUCCGUGGUCUCCGGGAAUGAAAAUGAACUAUUUAUGGAAACUGCUUUCAACAGCGUUGUGUUUUGAUAUGUAUGCAUUUCAAAUACAACUCUGUAAUAUAUUUUCAUAUCAAAGCCUCCAUUUCUGAGGGCACGGAUUGAAGAAAAAGUUGGAGCCAGCUAACCCCAGGAGAUAAGGUCAUUAAUACGAAUAGGUAGAAUUACUAAAAUUUGUAAAAAGAAAAAGUGGAGUUGUUGCCUCUAAUAACCAGAUUCCUGCUACCAUUUAUCUAGUAGACUGUAGAGAACAGUAGCUACACUCUGAUUGGGUGCUGUGGACAACACCUCCACUUUCCAUUUUUAGACGUUUUAGUAAAUCUACCCUUGUCCUUGUUUCAUAGAUGCCUUAUUUCAAUAAGGCAAAACUGGUAUUAAAUCUAAAAAGUAUGUAAUAAUAGUCCUAAUUGAUUUUGUUUCAUUUUUGUUUCCUCUAUAGCUGCCUGAUUUACCCACAAUGCAUUUCAGACAUCCAUGACAGUAAAAGGAUUUAUUUAUCGAUACUUUUUAUUAUUGACCUUUUACAACAUGUUUUCCACUAGAUCUGUGAUGCUUUUAGCCAAGCAAAUUCAAACCUUACAACAUGGAAAAAAUAUGUGCAAAGAAUGUGAAUGAGGGUUAAGCCUACAUAGUUGCUGCUAUUUUGUAAACAACUGAAUAAAUACAUUUCUCUUCUGUUCUGAAACAUAAAAAUAAUCUCUUCUGCUCUGAAAAAAAGUAUGUGUGUAUAGUAAAUACAUACACUUUUUAUUUUUCAGAGCAGAAUGGAAAUGUAUAUAUAAUUCCAAAAUUGUAUAUAAUCAUACAAAUGUCGCUUUACUGAUUUAAAUUUAAAGUUUGCUUAUCUGCCAAAGAUUUUGGCAGAAAAUGGGUUAAUUAAGCAAAAAGUGGUAACGUGAUUUUUUUUUUUUAGUCCAUUACUUGCACUAGUAAAAAAAAAAUGAAAAAAGUAGAACUGAAGAGAGGAUGCAGAAGGAUAUUUAAAGUAAACACAAAAUAAUUUAAAAAAAAAACUUGAAGACUUGAAAAUAAUUUUUGUAGUGUGAUGAUAAUGUAUAAUUUACUUGUUGGCUGCUAAACAAAAAAUACUGAAAACAUUUCCUCAUAUCCCAUGCUUUUUUGUUUUGUUUUGUUUUGUUUUAUAUAUUUUUUUUUCUUUUGCUUGAGAAUAGUCUUUAUAUUGUUUUUAAUGCUAAUUUUUCCUACAGUAUGUCAGAUUAAAUUUCAGUUGUUUCAUUCCUGGACUGAUCUAUUUGUUUAAAAUUGACAAUAAGUUUUAAAAUUAGAAGCUUGUUGAUGUUCGAUCCCUGAAUUUGGAUUUCUUUGCUGUUUUCCAUUCCAACCGAUUUUACACCAUUUAGAGCCACCUAUUGCACUGAUGCAUCCUGUGUGUGUCGGUAUUUACAGUGCUCAAAAAGAAGGAUUAUUUGAAACCUGAAUAAAAAAAUCACCUAAUAAAACUUGUUGCUAACAAUGCAUAAUUAGGCCUAAUUGUUAGUGCAUUUGCUCAUUAUAAAAAUGUAUAAAAAGGUCACCCUGUACAUUUGCAUAAGUUGUGUAUUUCUUUGACGUUGCAGCUAUCUUGCCCUCAUGGCUCUUUCUGCCUGGAAAGGCGGACCAGAGGCAUUAUGUGCAAGUGCAGUACUGUAAAGAUGUACACAUGCACAUAAAGGGUUACAUUCAGUUAGCCACGGAAGCCACCAAAACAGCUUCCGGCCGCUUUGUGCGAUAUGUGAUGGAAGGCUUACUGUGCUUGCAGCCUGUGCAGGUGUGAGCAGAAUCAUCCUAGCAUAACAGCAGAUAAGUGCACAAUACAAACUGCUGACUUCUACUUCUCAGAACUCCUCUUUCAAAUCUGUCUUAUUUAUCCACUUUAAAAAAGUAGUGGAGGGAAGAGAGGACCAACGCAAGCCGUAAUCUCUUGCUUUAUUCGCUAUUUGGCUGGCGCUGAGACCAAUCAGUUAUUUUAAGGAUAAGCUUAGUAGGAUGUCAGGUUGACUUCAUAGUCGGUAGUGUAGUUUUAAGUUAUGUCUCUCAAUUUAUAGGCAUGACAAAGCAAGUGUACAGAUACAUCUUUGUAUCUUUAUGCCACCCUAAUUCCCACCUAAGUAUAUGAUAACCACUGACUUGGGAGAUCAUUUUAAGUAUAGCUACAAUGGAUAGUGAGGGUGAGGAAUCACAAUAUGUAAUUCACUGAAAAUCAACAGUCAUUUUAUAUAUGCCCGCUCCUAUUAGCUGAGUGUAAAUAUGGAGGUGGAUCUUCCUGAUAUUUACUUCAUGAAAUACUUCUUACAUGAUUGAUUCAGUCUAGACCUUGACUUUCUUUCUGUAACCUCCUCCUACAGUAGUUACCGCCUCUUACAAUGAGCUCUCUAAACCCUCCAUAAGAACAUAUACACAUGCUUUAUGCACUUAACCCAAUCUGAGCUUAAAAAAAUCAUUGGGUCAAAUUAGAUUUUUUGUUCUUCUUACCACUUCCCCAACACUCACAAAAUAAGAAACCGCAGGUGCACUAAGAACACUGGUAAUCAGAACAAUUAUAAUAAACUCUACAAUUUAAUAUGCAGUGAAAUUGCAGUUUUAGCACAGUAUUGCCAAAAAUGUGGCCCAACAUACCGCGGCCAUGUGACUUCAUCAGGUGAUUCCCUAACAUCCCUAAUACUGACAUAUACAUUUAUCAAAAAUAUAAUAGUGCUAAGAACCUCAAUUUCACUCCAUGUUACAUUGUAGAGUUUAUGAUGAUUGUUCUAAUGAUUGCUCUAAUUAGUUCUUAGAGUGUGUACCUGCAUGUUCUUUUCUUUUUUCCUGCUUGGUACUACAAGUCUCAGCAAGGUAGCACCUCUUAUGUAUAAAAUAGGGUGCGCAGUCCAGCCCCUCCCCCUUUUUACUCUGUAAUCGUGUAUGUAUGUACACUUGAAGGUAGAGAUGUCUCCUGCUUAGACUAGCACCCCACCCACUUGCUCUUAUGGGCUUUUAAUUAGUAUGGUUCCUUGCAUUUGCUAUCUACAUAUUAGAAGGGCUCUAUGAUAGGUGAAACCUGGAUACAUUUACUAAGUAUGUCAGUAUUAGGGAUGUUAGGAACCCACCUGAUGAGCCCCCCCCCCCCUUCAGUUCCCCAACAAUUCCUUUGAGACUGUAUCAGUACCAUUGUAGGUUUAAGUAGCACUUGUGUGGCCCCAAUUAGCUUCACUUUCUGCUUUAUCUGCUGGCUGGGUUUGGAGACAUGGCAGCAUUGUGCAUGUCCAGACUGAAUUAUUUUUAUUAUUAUUAUUAUUAUUAUUAUUAUUGUUAUUAUUUUUGAUUUUAUAAUAAUUGAAAGGGGUGAAUAAACAUGGCUACCCCUAUAUCUUACUUACUAACUACAUUUUGCAUUCAGUUUUAAAAGAGAAUUACAGAAGAGUAUUUAUUUCCUUACUCCUUCUUAGUUUCCAUCUGUACAGAUGUAACCAUGCUCAUUCAUACUGCGAUGCGCUAGUGUACCCGUAUAUGAGACACAGGCAGGCAUAAUUCCUAUGGGUUGCCCCGUCACAGUCUGGCAAAUAACGCAGCAUGCCGCUAUGCAUAUGCCCGUGUAUAGGUAUUGCGGCAACAAAGAGCGUGGCUGCAUCUGUAGGUGACACUGUGAUUUCCACAAUCUUCAGUAUUUCCCAUCUACUACAGCAUAGCCUCCUUCACUGUGUCUUUAGCUUUCAACAUAUUUCUACUUUUAUUUGCUCCUCAUUCCUAAAUCUAACACCAACAUUCAUACAGUAGAAUUUAUAUCAAACUGUUAGACAGCUGCUAACUUAAAACACUUCUGAAAAUGAGUAACUAAAUAUGUAUAAUUUGCCCUUUUAUUUACUUGCCUCUCACAUAUUUAAUAAUGUAGAACUUCAAGUCCAUAAUACAUGAACAACACAUAAAAGUGGACAGAGAUGUAUAGGUUGGAGGUUUGCUCUCUUCUAUAUUAUGCCACUGUGAAUCCUACAAUCUGCACUACAGUUGUCAAAAGCUCAAUAAAUGAACAUGUACCUUCUGAUGUUGAUUUCCCAGAGUAAAAUUGAAAUCUUAUUUGAA